UUUACUUCAAACUUAACAAUCUAAUACACCAAAAAGCGAACACUCACAAGACAAAGCAAGGUUUUCCAACCUUUUGUACUUCUCUUCUCAAUCACUACUUUAACUUCCUUAAAACUCACAAAAAUAACAACAAAAUAUACAACUCAACAUCUUCACAACAACAACAAAAAAAAACACAACCAUGAAACCUUCAACAAAUGACACAACCAUUCACAUUGAUCAUUCAUCUUCCAAAAGAGUGUCUUUCUCAGACGAAAAUCACACAAAUGUUGAACAACAACAACAGCAGCACCAACAGCAUCAACACAAUGUUCCUUUGUUACUUCAACCAUCCUAUUCAAGAUCAAAAUUCAUUAUCAUUGAUGAACUAAGAAACUUUCGUAUAUGUCUUAAAUGGUGUGCUCUUGAUCACUCAUCUUGUGCUGGAAAACUCAUCUCUUAUGGAACCUUCAUCCUCCUCACUUUCGUUCUUCCUCUCUUCACAACACUCUUUGUUCAAGUCUCUGAUGCUUCCCCUCAAGAUGACCCUAUCUCCUUGAACAAGCUUGUUCAAAUACCCGAAUCCGCACUUGCCAUAAUUUCCUUCUUCGCUCUUUCCCGUUUCUUCCUAAGGUACGGGCUAAGACAACUUCUAUUUCUAGAUGCAUUACAAGACGAUACUACAUAUGUUCGCCGAGGCUACGCGCGCGAGCUGCAAAAAGCAUUCAGAUACUUGGGAUACAUAAUCUUACCCUCUUUUUUUCUAGAGCUUGCUCAUAAAAUCAUCUUCUUCUCAGCAGUUAAGAUUUCGGCACCGAAUAUUAGUGCUGGAUUUCCUCUACACUCAAUAGUAUUUGUGUUGAUGUUAAUUUCUUGGUUAUAUAGAACAGGAAUAUACUUAUUGGUAUGUGUGAUUUUUAGACUUACUUGUCAACUCCAAAUAUUGAGAUUUGAAGGUGUUCAUAAGUUAUUUGAAGGGUUUGGUUCUGAAGCAGGUGUUAUAUUUAAAGAACAUGUGAGAAUUAGAAGACAGUUAUGGGUUAUAAGUCAUAGGUAUAGGUUUUUCAUAAUUUGUUGUGUUGUUACAAUGAGUGUUAGUCAGUUAGGUGCUUUAUUGCUAGUUUUGGCUUCGAAGUCGGAGAAGACUUUCUUUAACUCGGGCGAUCUUGUGAUAUGUUCGGCGGUGCAAUUGAGUGGCUUCUUCUUGUGCAUCCUAGGAGCAACAAAAAUCACACAUAGAGCUCAAGGAAUAGUCUCAAUUGCAACAAGAUGGCACAUGUUGGUGACUAAUGCUUUUGCUGAAUCAGAACAAUGCAAAGAUCAAAUGUCUGAUGCAGUAGCUAGUGAUAGUAGUGAUUCUGAUUCCUCGGAUAUUCACAUAUCAAUAAUUCCACAAAGACUUUCUUCCUUCCAUACAAGACAGUCGUUAGUGAUGUAUCUACAACACAACCAUGGAGGGAUAACAUUGUAUGGAUUUUCACUUGAUCGAGGGUUGAUUCAUACUCUCUUUGCCUUCGAAUUCUCUAUAGUGCUUUGGAUUCUAAGUAAGGUGGUUGUCUUGUCUUAGUUUUUUUAGACGAAUUGAUAAUAAUUACUAGAAACUCACACACAAACGUAGGUAUCAAGAUUUAAACUCUUGAUAAUGACGGUCUACUUAGCGAUAUCAGCUUUCGCCAAUUGAACUAAGAUUUGCGGAAGAAUGUGCAUCAUUGAUAUCUCAUUCUUGUUAAGUCCCCAUUUUGUGUGUAAUUAUUUUGUUUGAAAUCUGCAACUAUGUAAAUUAGGAAUGAAAGUGUGAACAUAUAAAGAGAAGGUUUGCUUCUUAUUCCUUUUGGUAGAUGGUUAUGUAAUUAAUUAGUUGGUUUUAAUAUUUUUUAUAUUUUUCUUUUUAAAAGAAAGUAAUUGUAAUAUGUGAAUUAUAACUUUUUUAUAAAAUAUACUAAGUAUAAUAUGUAUGUGUAUUUUUUUAUAAAUGAGUAAAUAAAAAAAAGUCACAUUCGUACUAGUAUAUG
Messenger RNA from Vicia villosa (hairy vetch), 1991 nucleotides. RefSeq lists its product as uncharacterized. NCBI's taxonomy places the organism in Eukaryota, Viridiplantae, Streptophyta, Magnoliopsida, Fabales, Fabaceae. The record is from RefSeq and is a predicted model, not a curated record.